Messenger RNA from Neospora caninum, 1965 nucleotides. RefSeq names its product putative ww domain U1 zinc finger domain-containing protein. Gene Ontology annotation, molecular function: protein binding; RNA binding; zinc ion binding. Gene Ontology annotation, biological process: mRNA splicing, via spliceosome. Gene Ontology annotation, cellular component: nucleus; precatalytic spliceosome. The record is from RefSeq and is a predicted model, not a curated record. NCBI's taxonomy places the organism in Eukaryota, Apicomplexa, Conoidasida, Eucoccidiorida, Sarcocystidae. The transcript is spliced from 4 exons. Bases 1 to 1965 code for a protein of 654 amino acids.
AUGACGGAGCGCUGGGUGUCUCAGAAGAAGCACUACUGCGAGGUCUGUAAGACCUGGCUAAGCGGCCAUACGAUGAAUGUCAAGCGCCAUGAGAUGUCCGAACGGCAUAUCAUGAACAUGCAGCAAAUGUUCCGAGACAUGAAGCACCGCGAGAAAGAGAGAGAGGCCAACGCGCGACUCGAACGCGAAGAAAUCGCCCGCGUCGAAGCUGCCGCAGCUGCUGCUAUGCGUCAAGACGGCCAUGAAUCUCAUCCUUACCCUUCGUAUUCUUCGGGUCCGGCCGUAUGCGGGGAGCAAAGUGCGCCGGCCGUCGCUCAGAGUGGCUUCUGGUCGAUGUUUGUCGAUCCCUCCUCCGGUCUCCCCUAUUUCUUCAAUUCCCAAACGCAAGAAUCCUCCUGGACCCCGCCCCCCUGGUUCCCUCUUCCCCCGCUUCCCCCCAGCGCUCCAGUCUCGGGUGUACAUACAGCUGGGCAUGUGCACGCGGCGGGGGCAGAGCCAGGGCGGCCCCCGACACCUUCCGUGGCAAAGCCGAAACUGAAGAUUGUGUCAAUCAAGAAAGUGGCGAAGCCAGAAGACGGGGUGCUCAGUCACGCAACAAAAGGCGAAGGAACGGAAUCUGCAAACCCCUCAAACGCGUCGACUUCGCAACUGCCUGUGGCAGCCAAACCCGAGGCCUUGGCGUCUGACUCCUCUGGUCUCCAGAAAGAGCCGUCAACCGCUUCCGUAAAGAGGGAAAGAGCAGGCAAUACUGAGUCUUCCGCUCGUUCGUCCUCUUCCCUUUCCUUCUCUUCUGUGUCCUCUUCGACUUCGUUGUCUGCCCAGGGAGAAGGAGCGGAGAAGGCGAGCUUGUCGGGCGCUGUUGGCGGUUCUGCUGGCCCUGUGGGGGGAAUCGUCCACGGAGUGAAAGGCGAAGAGAAGCCGAAUCCGCCUCCGGAGUCCAGCCGACCGUUGGAUUCUGCUCUGGCAGCUGUCGCGAGUUCAAGAGCGUGUCACUGUCCGCAUUCUUCUUCCUCGUCUGCUGCUCUCGCGCCUGGAGCAAAGGCGGACGGAGAUGAGGCCGGUUUCUUUCCGUCUUCGAAAUUCGCCGGGGUGCGUCCCGGCUUCGUCUUCCGGAUGGGAAGUGAAGGCUUGGGGUACUACGCCGAUACAGGGUUUCCGCGUGCGGCGUACAGACACCGGACGCUGACGCCGCCAGGCGGAAGCGCGUGUGCUCAUGCGGACGCCGACGUGUCUCGGCGCUCGCUAGUUGAAGCUGCGCGCGUAGCGGCUCUGCAGGCGACGGAAGAUGUGUGGGGAAUACACGGAGACAGUGGGUCUGGAGACAGAGAAGGCAGAAGACGGGACGACUUUCCUGUCGGCGGACGCGGUCGAGGAAGAGGCGGGCCGUGGCCUCGAGGAGGGAGGGGACGUGGCGGCCGAGCCACGAGUGAAGAAUGGCGACGCAAGUUCAUGAAAGUGGCGUCGAAGGGAGGGGAAGAAGUCGAAGACGAAACGGAGGACGGGGAUGCAAAGACGACGACGGCCCCUGGCGACUCGGGAAGCAUUUCAGGAGCGAAAACGGGUGAAGGGUCAGAGAGAGAAGAACACAGCCAGGACGGAGCAGCAGGAAGUCAGAGCGAUGUGCCGAUUGAAAACAAGGCUGCGACCGGCCCAAAUAUCGGCGAAUGGGAAGUCGUCAAGCCUGGAGAAUACAGCGCUUUUGCAAGCUGCGGAACGCGCGAAGAAGAGAUCGAAGGCGAAGCAGAAGAAGAGCCGUACACCGAAGCUGGAUACCUCAAGGAUCUGCGCUGGGACAUCGCCUGCCAGGGGCCUCUUCAUCGCGACGACCUCGAACCCCUCGAGAAGCCUGUCUACCAUCCUUUGACUGGAGAGGAAACGGGGGAUUUGGGAUCCGCCGCUCCGGUGGCGUUUAAGAAAGCGAAGAAAAUCAAAGUCCACGGCCUGCGAAAACUGACGGCAGAGUGA